This is a messenger RNA of Lactuca sativa (garden lettuce), 600 nucleotides long. RefSeq names its product secreted RxLR effector protein 161-like. The record is from RefSeq and is a predicted model, not a curated record. Lineage: Eukaryota; Viridiplantae; Streptophyta; Magnoliopsida; Asterales; Asteraceae.
AUGAGUAUGAUGGGGAAGAUCAACAACUUUUUGGGGUUAAACAUUCGUCAAAGCACAGAAGGAAUUUUUAUCAAUCACGAGAAGUAUUCUCACAAUCUGCUUGAGAAUUUUGGCAUGAUGAAUAGUUUGCAAUUAAGAGUACCUAUGGCUGUUGGCACACAUCUUGGUCCUUCGUUUGACAAGCCAGUUGUCGAUGUCACACAGUAUCAGUCGAACCCUAGAGAACCUCAUCUUACUGCUAUCAAUAAUAUCUUUCGCUAUCUAAAAGGCACAGUUUCGUUGGGAUUAAGAUAUCCUUUGAAAACAGGGUUUUUCAUACAAGUAUUUUCUGAUGUGGAUCUUGGAGGUUGUCAACUAGAUCGAAAAAGCAUGAAUGGUGGAUGUCAACUUUUGGAUGGGAAGCUUUUUAGCUGGCAAUCAAAUAAACAAAUGUGUGUUUCGAUUUCCACAGCAGAAGCAGAAUAUGCUGCUACUACAACUUGCACUUCUCAAAUCAUUUGGAUUCAAAGUCGAUCGUGUGAUUACGCAAUCAAGAUGAAGAAAAAUUUUUUGUAUUGUGAUUCACAAAGUGCUAUUUGCAUCUGCCAUAAUCCUAUGUAA